This is a messenger RNA of Quercus lobata, 1515 nucleotides long. RefSeq names its product UPF0481 protein At3g47200-like. The coding region runs from base 1 to 1515 and encodes 504 amino acids. Lineage: Eukaryota; Viridiplantae; Streptophyta; Magnoliopsida; Fagales; Fagaceae. The transcript is spliced from 3 exons. The record is from RefSeq and is a predicted model, not a curated record.
AUGAAGGCCGGAAUGGAGCACGUAAUUUCCAUGGAGGAGUUCCAUUCGAGAAAAGUUGAAAGAAAAGAAGCUGGUGAAUCAAGCAGAGACAAUGAUCAACCUGUUAUUGUCGCUAGACAUAAGCUGACUAUUACAAUCCAAGAGAGAGGCAGAACCAUUUCCAAGGAAGAGAAAGAGAAGUUUAAGAAAUUAAAGGAGGCGCAAGCCAAAGUGCAACUAGGAACAACACCAAAGAUACGAGAGGUUGUUUUAAUGCUGCGAGAUCACAAGCAUUACCAAAAGUACUGUGAGCCGAGAGUGGUAUCACUCGGUCCUAUCCAUCAUGGUAAGCCUAAAUAUCAGCUAACAGAGGAGUACAAGCUUAUGUUGGCAGACAAAUUCAUUGGAAAAACUGGCAGGACUGAUGAAGAAUUGUAUGGUAUUAUUAAGGAUAAAAUCAAAGAACUGAGGGAGUGCUAUGAUGAGAAAGUGACACAGAAAUAUAGUGAUGAGGACCUUGCUUGGAUGUUGUUUGUGGACGGCUGUGCAACAUUGCAGUUCAUAGACUUGGUUGCUCAUCAUGAGAAGGUCAAAGAUUUCAAAAUUAAAAACGAUCAAGUGGCCUUUGUGGAACAAGAUUUGUUCUUGUUGGAGAAUCAACUUCCUUAUCAACUCCUCGACUAUUUAGCGGAAAAUACUCAAAAUAGUGAAGAUAGAAAAAGUUUGAAGACGUCGAUCCAAAGUUUCAUCAAUAUGCACAGCAUGCUAGAUGAAGGUACAGAACCCCCAUAUGAUGGAAAUGCUAUCCAUCUUCUUGAUCUUCUGCGGAAAAGACUUCUAACUCCAAUUAACAAGAAAUACUCAAGUCCUAGUAAGGAUAAAUCUGGCAAGAAACGCCCCUGCUGUUUUGGGAAAACUGUGACUGACAACCACCAAAGUUAUAAGCAUAAGAAAAAAUUUAGGCAUGACUGGCAUUCAUUUCGCAAUGUGCAGGAGCUUAGAGAGGUAGGAAUCGAUUUGAAGCACAGCAAAAGUAGAAGCUUGAGAGAGAUAGAAUUCACCAAAAAAUGUAAUUUCUAUCCGGGAAUCCUCUGGAUGCCUCAAAUAACAGUGGAUGACUCAACCGGGCCUAAGUUCUUCAACUUAAUAGCCUACGAGAUGUGUCCGGAUUUCGACAAUGACUUUGGGAUCACCUCUUACAUAUCCUUCCUUGAUUCACUUAUUGAUGAAUCCAAAGACGUUAUAGACCUCAGAAAAGCCGGCAUACUCCGCAACCUCCUUGGCAGCGACGAAGAAGUGGCUCUAGUCUUCAAUGAGAUAGGCACUGACUUGGUGCCUAACCCCGCAACAUAUAGAGACGUCAGAGUUAAAAUCCAGAAUUAUUAUGAAAUGAAGUCAAUGACUUGGAUAUCUCAAGUUAUUCAUACCCAUUUCGACAGCCCCUGGACAAUGAUUACUUUCCUUGCCGCAUUCUUUGCACUUGGUCUCAGUGUCAUACAGACGGUCUACUCUAUCUUGGCAUAUUACAAUCUAUGA